AUGAUGAGCCGUUUGAGCACUUGCAUUUUAGGCUGCUGUACCGCGGGCUCGGAGUCCUCCAACCAUGGGGACCACGCAAGCCACCAUUCUGGCGGUAGUCAAAAAUCCGACGAUAGUGAAGCUACUGAUGACCCUGAUGUACUGCGACUUCGACAUGCCAGGUUUAAAGAGCAUGGGUCACAGCGGCGGCGAUGGAUGGAAGACCCCAAUGAACCGGAUUGUUUCGUCGCUCAAGCUACUAUAGAUUGGGAAACUCUAUCGGGCACAUACGAUCUAAAUUGGCUCGGCCUGCCGGCCAGAUACGUAAAGUCCGACCAGAUAAUCGACCAUCGGAUGUUAGGCCUCGAUACUAAUCUCGACUUUUUGGAGGGUUCCUGGGGUUGCGACGAGUUUUCCUGGUGGGGAUACACCGCACCGGGUAUCAUCGUGAUGAUGGGAAUCAGAAGAGAUAUAGAGUCGACGACUCCUCAAAUUUCGGAAGUUAACCACGCCAUCUAUACUAAAGAUCACCCCAUCGAUAGUCUAAAGCAAGUAUAUUUGAGAAUAGGGAGACAUUGCACAUUGCCCUUUAUUCGAAAGCAUGUGUAUACAGAAGCUAACAACCUGACCUGGCCAACCAGUGGUGAGCAAAUUUGGGAAUUCGCUACCAAUUCGGAUAUGUUUGAUAUGAUUCUGGGAACUCGCAUUGGCAAAGUAGUUUCUUACUUAGUACUGGGUUCGUUCCCUCGAGGUACUCGGCACAUCGCACAAAUUGUCACUAUACUAUCUUUUGCGGACACCGUUCAUCUCCGGUUUGACAUCGAAGCGAUUGAGUAG
Penicillium waksmanii is the source of this 816-nucleotide messenger RNA. RefSeq lists its product as uncharacterized. The record is from RefSeq and is a predicted model, not a curated record. Lineage: Eukaryota; Fungi; Ascomycota; Eurotiomycetes; Eurotiales; Aspergillaceae. The coding region runs from base 1 to 816 and encodes 271 amino acids. The transcript has 2 exons.